AGGUUUCUGUCUUCUACGUUGUACAUCUGUGGGAUCGCUCUGCUGCAACAAGAUAAUGUCUUCUUCAGCUCAUUGAAGGAAAGGGAAUAUUUGUUCAUACUUAUGAUGAUUUGACGUAAUUAACAUUUUAUUAACCAUGAUGGCAACACAGACAUUAAGUAUAGACAACUAUCAAGAUGGACAACAGAUGCAAGUAGUAACAGAGUUAAAAACCGAACAAGAUCCCAACUGCUCUGAAACUGAUGCAGAAGGGGUGAGUCCUGCCCCUGUAGAAUCUCAGACUCCAAUGGAUGCAGACAAGCAAGCCAUUUACAGGCACCCACUAUUUCCCUUGUUAGCACUAUUAUUUGAAAAAUGUGAACAAUCUACACAAGGCUCAGAAGGCACAACUUCUGCUAGUUUUGAUGUAGAUAUUGAAAAUUUUGUAAGGAAGCAGGAGAAAGAAGGAAAACCCUUUUUCUGUGAAGAUCCAGAAACUGAUAAUUUGAUGGUAAAAGCAAUCCAAGUUCUACGUAUCCAUCUGCUUGAGCUAGAAAAGGUUAAUGAACUCUGCAAGGAUUUCUGUAGUCGUUACAUUGCCUGCCUGAAGACAAAAAUGAACAGUGAAACUCUAUUAAGUGGAGAGCCUGGAAGUCCUUACUCACCUGUGCAAUCUCAGCAAAUUCCAAGUGCCAUUGCAGGCACACUCAGUCCCCAAGGGAUUAUGGUGCCAGCAUCAGCAUUGCAGCAGGGAAAUGUAACUAUGGCAACAGUAGCAGGGGGAACGGUGUAUCAGCCAGUCACUGUGGUCACUCCACAAGGUCAAGUAGUGACACAAGCGCUGUCACCUGGGACUAUUCGGAUCCAGAACUCGCAGCUUCAGUUGCAAUUAAACCAAGAUCUAGGCAUCUUGCAUCAAGAUGAUGGCUCAUCGAAAAAUAAAAGAGGAGUUCUUCCCAAGCACGCUACAAAUGUGAUGAGAUCUUGGCUUUUUCAGCACAUAGGGCAUCCAUAUCCAACAGAGGAUGAGAAGAAACAGAUUGCAGCACAAACAAAUCUGACACUACUCCAGGUUAACAACUGGUUUAUCAAUGCUAGAAGGCGAAUUCUUCAGCCAAUGCUGGAUUCCAGUUGUUCUGAAACUCCAAAAACAAAGAAGAAAACAGCUCAGAACCGACCGGUUCAGAGGUUCUGGCCUGACUCCAUUGCCUCAGGAGUUGCUCAGCAGCAAUCUAACGAGCUCACGAUGUCAGAUGGUGCUGUUGUAACAAUUACAGCUCCAGUCAACAUGAAUGUAGACAGUCUCCAGUCUUUGUCAUCCGAUGGUGCUACUUUGGCUGUUCAGCAAGUUAUGAUGGCAGGACAAAGUGAGGAUGAGUCUGUAGACAGCGGUGAAGAUGAUGGAGGAGAUCUCUCGACAACAAAUAUCAGUGGGCUGGUCUUGGAUAACAGCGAUUCUCUGCAGUAGGAAGCAAGAGAGUGUGACAAAAUGUUUAGGAAAAAGAAUGGACUGACUGACUGUUUUUAUAGUUUGCACAGCAAACAUUUUACACAAGUUUUAUUUCUAAUAUGUUUUAUAUGUAGAUAUAGAAGGGUGCACUUUUUUGUAUUUCAUAGUAAGCUUAAAGAGUGUUUUUGCAGGUGCAGCAACUUCUUUCAAAUGUGUUUUCCAAUUUCUUUUCUUAUUUCAGAAAAUUAUAUCUAGUAAUAUAAAGAACCACAUAAGCACCCCUUUGUUCUAUGAAUUGGAAGUGCUGCGAUUUCUAAAGAAUUAUGCAGUUUCAAUUAAUGCUGUUAUUUAAGACAGCUCUUGAUGGGCAGGUGAUGUAAAUUUAAAGCAUGUGACACUAGUGUGUGGAACUUGAUCAUUAAUUUAGAUGCAUAUAUUUGAAAGAUGCUUCUGCACCUUAAAAACUGCUAGUCUGAGGUGGACAGCAACACACAUAAAAGGAAAC
Molecule: messenger RNA, 1934 nt
Organism: Cariama cristata (Red-legged seriema)
Lineage: Eukaryota; Metazoa; Chordata; Aves; Cariamiformes; Cariamidae
Gene: MEIS2
Product: Meis homeobox 2
Exons: 11
Coding region: 137-1447 (436 amino acids)
Biological process (GO): angiogenesis; regulation of transcription by RNA polymerase II
Molecular function (GO): RNA polymerase II cis-regulatory region sequence-specific DNA binding; DNA-binding transcription factor activity, RNA polymerase II-specific
Source: RefSeq, a predicted model, not a curated record